This is a messenger RNA of Spirodela intermedia, 2435 nucleotides long. The record is from the annotation of a GenBank genome assembly. Lineage: Eukaryota; Viridiplantae; Streptophyta; Magnoliopsida; Alismatales; Araceae.
AUGGCAGUGGUGCGACCUCCGCCGGUGGCCGCGGGGACACAGCCGAGGUCGGGGCCGGCGAUGAUGGAAGCGGUGGACGAGAUCAUGAGGACCUACCGGUCGCUGCCGGCGAGGCCAAGCGUGGACGAUGUGGAGGCGGCGGAGGCGGUGAUUCGAGCGGCGGAGGCAGAGGAGGAAGCGCGGCUUGACGAGUUGGAGAGGACGGAGAAGCUUCCCGAUCUGCCGGACGAGCUCUUCCAUGUGUUGCAGGAAGUUCGCCGGAGCGCGGCGAGGCUGCGGGCGGAGGAGCAGCGGCGGGAGGCCCUCCGCGUGGUCGAUCUGGAGGAGCGCUUUCGCGUGCUAGACGAGCUCAUCCAGAGAGCUUCCCGGCUGGUCUCCCCCGACGGUGGCGUUUCCGCAGGACGUGCCCCCGACGGAGAGGUGCCUGUUCGUCUCAGAUUGGCCGAUGGCAGGCCGGAGGGGAAAAGGGGGAUCAGCGAUGCGAACUUGGUGAAGAGGGAGGACGAGAUGGAGAAGAAGGCGCCUCUCAGGGAAGCCACCAAGGCGUUGGCGCGUUCGUCCUCGUUGAAAUCGGGUAUGCCGACAGGUAAGCGCGGAUCAGUCGAUUCCUCGUCCUCUGGAUUUCUCCGUGAUCCCAUCUCAUCCUCUGUAUCUUUUUUCCACGAUUCGGCGAGUUUUCCGAGAAAAUUUUAUUCGGCGAUUUGUGGUUUAUCAUGGGAUAUCUAGAACACUCCCUAUCCUCCCCCAAAUUUUCCCUUCUCAUCUUGGAGAAAAAUUUCAUGGCACGCUGUCAAUUCAUCGAUCUCUUCGUGUUCCAGAGUAUAUAUACACUUUCGUUUUCCUUCCUGGACUCUCUGAGACUGUAAUUCGCUCCUGUGUACACACGGAUUUCGAGUCUCCCAUCAGUCCUAGCGCGAUCGGCUUGGAAGCAUCUCCUCCUCCCAUUUUAAUUAUAUCUUCCCCUAACGAGGAGAAGGGAAAUCGUAUUUCCUCAUCUGAUCGCAGAAGAAGCAUUUAUGAUGAACCGAUUCCUUCCCCAAUUAGGAUAUCGAUCCAGAUCCCCUCAUAGCUUCCUCGGCUAGCAAUUGAAAAGGCCAUUUGCUCAGAUCUACUCUCAACUAGCAUCGAAAAUAUCUAUUGUUUGGUGUAUAACCGAUCCAAUCAACAGGCGGAUGCUACUCUCGACGAUCUUCUCUCCGAUCUCUCGUUUAUCCGCAUUCUUUGCCUGAGAUUCUUGAAGAGGGAUCAGAGAUUUUAAGCUCCGUGGAUUAAGAUUUUCUUUUUAUAGCAGUUUUUGCAGACGGAAGCGCUGAGAAAUUCAGUCUCAUAAAGCUGGCGGGUUUGAUCGAGAGUUCAGCGAAGAGUGAAGCACAGAUUCUGGAUCUUCAAGGGAAGUUGAUGGAUCAGAUAGAGUGGCUGCCAUUAUCCUUGGGGAAGCUGACGAGCAUCACGGAGCUCAAUCUAUCUGAAAACCAGAUCAUGGCUCUUCCCUCGAACAUCGGAAGCCUCAGGUCGUUGACCAAGCUCGACCUCCACUCGAACAAGCUUAUAAACCUCCCAGACAGCUUAGGGGAACUGUCCAGAUUGACCGAGCUCGAUGUGCACGCGAACAGCUUGAAGUCUCUGCCCGCAUCAUUCGGGAAUCUGACGAGCCUGGUGAGCCUCGAUCUUGGCUCGAACCUGCUGUCUGUUCUUCCAGAUUCGCUGGGAAAUCUGACCAACCUGAGGAGAUUGGACGUGGAAACCAACGAACUCGAAGAACUCCCCUACACGAUCGGUUCUUGCUCCUCUCUCGCGGAGCUGAGGCUAGAUUUCAACCAGCUGAGGGCACUCCCGGAAGCCAUGGGGAAGCUCCAGUCCCUGCAGGUCCUCACUCUGCACUACAACAGAAUCAAAGGCCUGCCCACCACCAUGGCAUCCCUCGUGGAGCUGAAGGAGCUCGACGUCAGCUUCAACGAGCUGGAAUCGAUCCCCGAGAGCCUCUGCUUCGCCACCAACCUCGUGAAGCUGAGGGUCGGCAACAACUUCGCAGACUUGACCUCCCUCCCCAGGUCAAUCGGAAAUCUCGAAAUGCUCGAGGAACUGGACAUCAGCAACGACCAGAUCAGAACUCUGCCGAACUCCUUCAGGCUCCUCUCCAGGUUGAGAGUGUUCCAGGCGGAGGGAACUCCAUUGGAGGUCCCUCCGAGGAAUGUGGUCAAGCUCGGAGCAGAGGUACGUCCGUAUAUUCUCCCCCAUCGUCUCCCCCAAUCUCCCUCAUCCUCCUCUCUGGUUCUCCCUCCCCGGCGCAGGCGGUGGUACAGUACAUGGCCGAUCUGGCGGAGCCCAAGGCGGCGCCGCUUCCCCCGUCCGCGGAGAGGAAGAAGGGUCUCUGGUUCUGGCUCUGCUCACUGUUCCUCCCUCGCAGAGACGGCGGCGACUCCACCAAAGCCUGA